AUGGUGAUUACUCUUAUACACUUACUUAUUCAAAUUAUUAGUAUUCUUAGUGUUAUUGUAUGUUGUUAUGGAUCUACCCUAUAA
Phytomonas sp. Hart1 is the source of this 84-nucleotide messenger RNA. Lineage: Eukaryota; Euglenozoa; Kinetoplastea; Trypanosomatida; Trypanosomatidae. The record is from the annotation of a GenBank genome assembly.